Messenger RNA from Procambarus clarkii (red swamp crayfish), 2155 nucleotides. The record is from RefSeq and is a predicted model, not a curated record. Lineage: Eukaryota; Metazoa; Arthropoda; Malacostraca; Decapoda; Cambaridae.
GAGAAGCGACGGUCCGAGAGCUUCACCACAACAACAACCACAGCCAUCACGACCGGGCCCAGACCUCUCUCUCAACACUCCUGCAGUCGUCGCCAGGGGAACACCUUCCACUAAACUACGUCUUCUAUAAAGAAUAUAUUGUCUGGGUGUGAUUUGUCUCGAGUCCAGGUCAUCAUAACGUACACGCCGUUAUCGGCGUUCUUCACACACCACAAGACCGCAACAUCACGACCAUUCCCGCUGCUUAACUCGCUAAUGACGAUCGGAAACAAUACUACAACACAUUGUUGAGGAUAGGCAACAGUGUAUCUAGCCCAACUGCACGAUCAGCAAGAAUAACAACAAACACUACUAUUAAUGAUGAAUAACAACACACUAGAGACGUGUUCAGUCUGUUCCGGCAUUUAUGAUGAAGCUCUGCAUCGGCCGCACUUACUGCCUUGUGGCCAUUCAUUCUGCACCCAGUGUAUGAUUGAUGCUCUCAUGAAUGGCCAGGUGACCUGUAACAGUUGUCAUACCUGGCACAUGGCCACAAGUGCUGUAGAGUUCCCCAUCAGUUAUGAUAUUGAGGCUCUUAUCAAGAAAUUUAAAAGUGCUCAGGUUACACCAGAGGGUUCAGUGCCUGCAAAACUCUGUCAACCUUCUCCAAACGGUGUCAGCAAGAAGUUACUGUGCAAAGUGGAAGAGCAGAUAAACAAAAUCAGCAGCCUCAUUACUAACUGUGAAGAGGCACUGUGCCAGCUGGGGGAGUACCGGGGGCAGCUGAGGGACUGGAAGACUCACCACUACCAGCUGCAGCACAGACUCUAUGGUCUGGUAGAGCAGAACAAGGCAGCCAUAAGGCUACUGGAAACAGAAGAUACCAGUGUUGUGGGUGUGACAACACAGGGAGAGGCUGGAAAGAAACACCUGCAGUCCAUGCUGGAGAGUCUCAAGACCGUCAGCACCACACCGGACACUGACAGAACUUUGAACAAGGCUUCUGAGUGCAGUGGGGAGGCUGAAGGUUGGCUCCAGAAGUGCCAGAAACUCUUCCCGGAUGCCAACACUGUCAACACCUCAUUGAAGGUGCAAGAGAGUGUCAGAGAUGUUCUGGAGACGAUCACUGCGGAAGCAGGUGUCACACCUGUCCCUGUCCAGCUGGAAGAGACGGCCUCCACUGUCAUGGAGAAAGUUCAGAGAAUGACCGGAAGAAACCCUCUGAAUCAAUUAACUGUUGGGGAUCUCCGUAGGAAGAUCAGUGAUCCCAUCAAGAGGCUGGUGGAUUCUGGCCGGUUGUUAGCAAUCCCACAAGACCAAAAUGACCACCGCUCUGCCAUGAUAACGUUACAAGAUGGACAGUUGUACCUCCACCCACUCAUGCAUCGUAAAAUUUUGCAUAGUUCUCAGUAUAAUUUAUUUCAUUUUCUACAGCACAGUGACAUUAUGGGCAUGCUGGACCCUGUCUCUACCAUGGUGUUCCUGGACUUUGGGUGGGCAGGAUCAGUGAAAGGACGGGUCACCAUCCGGCUGUUCCCUGACAUCCCACUAUCCAAACAAUUUUUGUUGUUGUGCACAGGUCUGCUGGGCCCCACCUACAUCAACACUAACCUGCUCUUGGUGGGGCGCAAGGGUCAUCCAGGUGAAUGGAUAGAGGGUGGAGACUACGAGAGAAAUAAUGGUGAGGGAGGAGCUUCUCUGCUGCCAGAAAUAUGGGGCGAGUCUCGUCAGUCGUCAAAAGCAGGGGAUGUGUGGGCACGGUGGUUGGAUCACCGUAGUGCACAGUUUGCCAUCACCACUAGGGACCGCCCUGAUCGUUGGACACGUGUCUUUGGUGAGAUUGUGAGUGGCUUGAAAGUAGUGAGGGCAGCAGCCAAGCACGUUGACAUCACAAAGGUGUCUGUGGUGGAUUGUGGUGUUGUGCUGCCUGUCUAGUUUAUUGUACCAUAAUUCAUGUUACAAUCACUACCACUGUGGGGGCACUGUGGUGUUAAGCUACAACCAGGGCACCUCAAAGGUGGUUUGGGGCUAAGGAUAAAUAAACGUAGAUACCACACACACAUACGUUUGUGGAUUCUGUAUGUAUGUGUGUGUGUACCCAAAAAAAAAAAAUUAUAUAUAUAUAUAUAUAUAUAUACAGGCAUACCUCAGUUUAAGAGUUUAAUUGGUUCCUGGA